AUGGAGCUGGAUGCAAUCAUGUCGACGGCACUUGUUCAUGCCUGGCUGGCUGGCAAGGACAAUUCUGUUGGACUGGCAUGGCUUGCAGUGCACGUUGCCAGGAUGGAUUUUUUGGACAAGACUGCCGACAGUUAUGUCAAUGCCAGAAUGAUGAUGGGUCCUGCCUUUGCGGACCUGGAUGGAUCGGGGAGUCCUGUGAACAAGAGUGCUCUUUUGGACUUUUUGGAUCUGAUUGUUUACAACAGUGUCGAUGUGCAAAUGGUGGAAUUUGCAGUCACAUUGAUGGGUCUUGUUCUUGUUCUCCGGGUUGGACUGGACGGCUUUGUGGUGGAAGAUGCAGAGAAGGAUUCUUUGGUCAUGAAUGUCAAGAAAUAUGCCAAUGCCAGAAUGAUGACGGGAUGGAUCGGAGCCAUAUGCGAUGAAAGGUGUGUUCGAGGUUUCUUUGGACAAGAUUGUCUGGAACUUUGCGUGUGCCAGAAUAACGCAUCAUGCAGCCACAUCGAUGGAUCAUGUACCUGUUCGUCCGGAUGGGUUGGUGACAUAUGUAACCAGCAAUGUUCUGAGGGGUUCUUUGGUAGUGAAUGCUUAGGGCAAUGUCAUUGUGAAAAUGGUGCAGCUUGCCAUCAUGUCGAUGGAUCGUGCUCCUGUACACCAGGCUGGGUUGGACCUACAUGUGGAGACUGGUGUGACAAGGGUUUCUAUGGCCAAGAUUGUCAAGAAACAUGCUUGUGCCAGAAUGACGGAACGUGUCACCAUGUCAAUGGAUUCUGUAUUUGCCAAUCUGGAUACAUAGGAUCCAUGUGUGAAGAAACAUGCCCUCCAGGAUAUUAUGGCUAUAACUGUGUGGAUGCAUGUACUUGUCGUAACAUCGCAUCGUGCAAUCCAAUGGAUGGUUCGUGUAAUUGUCCUCCUGGAUGGGUCGGUUUACAGUGUAAUGAAUCGUGUUCAAGGGGUUACUAUGGACAUAUGUGUCAAGAGCCUUGUGGAUGUCAAAACGAUGCAGAGUGCAAUCACAUAGAUGGGGCGUGCACUUGUCAGCAAGGAUGGAUCGGGGAUCUGUGUGACGAAAGAUGCUCUUCUGGUAACUAUGGUCACCAAUGUUCUCUUGUCUGCCAGUGUCAAAAUGGCGCCGCCUGUCAUCACGUAGAUGGCUCUUGUGGCUGUUCAGCUGGAUGGAUGGGGGAGAUAUGUGCUACACCUUGUCCAGAAGGCCGAUUCGGUUCCAACUGCACCGAUCUUUGCCUCUGUGAAGAAAAUGGACGUUGUAAUGCUGCUGAUGGGUCUUGCUCAUGCGAUCUUGGCUGGGAAGGCAUGUAUUGUGGACAGCAGUGCCCUCAAGAGUUCUUUGGACAGAAUUGUGCAGAGAAAUGUUCAUGUCAGCAUGGCGGUUCAUGUAAUCCGAUGGAUGGAUCAUGCUUAUGUAAAGCUGGAUGGGGAGGGCCCAACUGCGCUGAAAGCUGUCCAGAUGGCAAAUUCGGUAACGGUUGUUCCGAAGCAUGCUCAUGUAACCAGCACGGCACUUGUGAUCCAGAAGUUGGAUGCGUGUGUGACGCAGGAUGGUUAGGUCAGGAUUGUAACAGUGCCUGUCCUGAUGGCACGUAUGGUCUGAAUUGUUCUUCGACAUGCGACUCUUGUAGCACGAACAGUUCGUGUAAUAAGGAACUUGGCUGCUUGUGUGACCCAGGAUUUACUGGUCCUAGGUGCGAGGAACUGUGCGCCAAUGACACUUACGGCCCAGAUUGUGCCCAUACUUGCGCAUGUAUGAACGGUGGGGUUUGUGAUCCCGUCCUUGGGUGCAUAGACUGUGUUCCAGGAUGGACAGGUGUCGGGUGUAAAGAUAUAUGUCAAGACGGUACCUUUGGUCUCCAUUGCAGCUCGGUGUGUAACUGUCAGCUGACUGACUUCUGUGAUCCAGAGACUGGAUACUGCCAAGUACUCAAUGUUGCUGCUGCUGAGACCAAAGAGCCGAGACACAAACAAGACCAGUUAGGAGUAAUCACUGGUGUCACCGUCGGGAGUGCUAUAGUGAUAUUUGUUGUUGUUGCAGUCAUUGCCUACGUCAUUCGACAAGUAAAGCACCGACCACCACAAGCAAUUUACAGUGUUCCAAAGGCCACAGCUGCUCGUUCUCAUCGGAUAGACAGUAAUGGUGAUAAACCAGACGAAAUCAAUCAUAACUCAUUAGGCAAACCGGGAUCGCAGUCGGAUUGGAAGUCAACAUCGAAUGGUGAUACGGGAGAGACACGACAGCAGUACUUGGAAGGAAGCGUCGAGGUCAUCAGCGUUAGCAUGCCACAAGAUGACAUCGUCGAGCGGGAAUCCAGCUUAUAAUAUCCUGCGAGUCAUUGUGUGUGGAUGCUCUAAUCAUAUAUUUAAAAAAUGAAACUACAUGAAAUACCCAAUCGUUUGUAGCUCCUUUUUGCUCUAUAUUCCUAAAACAAAUUGGACCCAAAUUGGACCAAAAGAUUCCCUGUGGAAAAGUGCUCUUCUUAUUUCCAAACAAGGUAAACGAUGAAAGAGGUACAUUUUUUUCAAUCCAAUAUGCCUCGCCCUUUAGGCGAUUACAAUAACUCUGCACCGGGAAAAUCUAUGUAAA
This is a messenger RNA of Strongylocentrotus purpuratus (purple sea urchin), 2596 nucleotides long. Its product is annotated as multiple epidermal growth factor-like domains protein 11. The transcript has 7 exons. Bases 1 to 2331 code for a protein of 776 amino acids. Gene Ontology annotation, molecular function: scavenger receptor activity. NCBI's taxonomy places the organism in Eukaryota, Metazoa, Echinodermata, Echinoidea, Camarodonta, Strongylocentrotidae. The record is from RefSeq and is a predicted model, not a curated record.